Molecule: messenger RNA, 7738 nt
Organism: Silurus meridionalis
Lineage: Eukaryota; Metazoa; Chordata; Actinopteri; Siluriformes; Siluridae
Gene: ehmt1b
Product: euchromatic histone-lysine N-methyltransferase 1b
Exons: 28
Coding region: 2595-6347 (1250 amino acids)
Cellular component (GO): nucleus
Molecular function (GO): histone methyltransferase activity; protein-lysine N-methyltransferase activity; zinc ion binding
Source: RefSeq, a predicted model, not a curated record
GCUGGUUCACUGCUUUGCCCUUUUGAGUGUCCAUGUUUGGAUGGGCUUGAAAAUGCAAUGAAAUUGUUAAGAUUGUGUUUGUGUUGCACCUCAGUAUGCAACCUGGGGUUUGCAAAGUUCCCUAGAUUUAAUGUCAUUCAGCAUUUUGAGAGAUUUUCCAAAAAUGGCAAUAAAAUGAUAUCAAUGAUUAUGAUGAUGGAUUCACCCAGGAUCAGCCAUUUGUAGGACUCCUCGUGUAAGCCGUUCUUGAUCUUCUCCCCAGAAAUCUGGACAAGCCUCAUUCUUCUGACUCUAUAUUUUCUUGUUUUGAAUUAAAGAUUCAGUCCGUAUUUAGCUUUGGUUACAUUUUCGGUCCAAAGAAUGCUUUCUGGACUGUCGAUAUGAAGAAAUAUUCAUCUUCUUCCCCCAGAGGAUAUAUUGGACUAAAAUGUGAGAUCAGACUGGAUAUACAGGCAGGCAAUUAGCUAGACUUAUUUUUUUACUGAUCAUAUUAUUGAAUGGAAUAUGUAGAGAUGUGUCUUCCCAAAGCUUUUCCAGUCUGAAUGGAAAUUUGAUUAAGGUUGCCAGACAAAUUCACAUGUUUAGCAAAUGAGUACUACUAAAUGAAAGUGUGGGGCAUCAGAUGCUUUCAAGGAUCGAGUUUCAGCACUUUUGUUAAUGUUUUUUUUUUUAAUUAUUAUUAUUUUUUAUACAGGAUAGAAGCUAAUUCAGCAGGCCUUUGAUGAAUGCAUAUCUUGCUUCAAAGCGAAACUGAGAUAUCCACGUUCGCAACUCUUGAUUAAGCAGGAAGGACUUGGAAGCCACAUGGCAGGCCACACUGGAAGCUAGAUUUUGCUGAAGGAAAGAGAGAGAGAAAGAGAUCUUCUGGAGCAAGCGACGCACCCUUCGCUCAGACAGCCCUAACAAUUCACUUCGAGCUUCUCGGCUUGUCGUUUCUGGUUUUGAUGGGCCCGGACCUCUCAGGGUUGCUUAGGUGUUGGGGGACUCUUAUUAUGAAGUGGCUCCCCUUGUGGUGAGAGAGGGAAAGAGAAAGAAGGACCGACCUUUGUUGAGAGUGCAGCUCCAACGAAAGGCAGCCAUUUUCUGUGUCCUGUGGAAGGCAGCCAGCGUGGCUGCCAAUCAGAUGAAGAGGUUCUGGGGAGCAAAGGCAUGACUGGGGGAGGGGCAGCCAGGGGAAGAGCCUGGAUUUUGCUGUAAUUACUGCACCUUCUGACCUCUUUCCUUUGAGCAUGGCUGAUGAAAAAUCACUACAGUAGAUGUUGAAGGCUGGCAAGUGAGUGAGUGAGAGUAUGCUAGUCCAUUCAUUCCUUCUCUGCUGAAUGGUCCUGGAUCAAUCAAUGGACUCUGAGAGUAUAGAUAUGUUCGUGCCAUUUUGACUGCCACCCUACAGGGAACAAGCCCUGCUCUGUGUUAAGCAGACCGGCUAGGGCAUAAUCAUUUCUGAGCCAUGACACUUCAGAUUGCUUUGCUUCUUGUGCAUUAGAUCUCUUCUCGUUUUUUGUAUUUUAAUUUUUUUUUAAGUUGUUCAUGAACGGCAGAGUUCAGCGUCACUGCAUCCCAGCAGGACAUUAGUGCUCUUUGUUCACUGGUAUAUUGAUGCCAUUUGCUCUACGUGUUUCUCAUUGUUUAGAGAUAUUCACACUGAGGCAUCAAGAGGUUCAGUGCUGUUGGAUUGGUUUUUUUUUCUUUCCUUUUUUUUUUCAUUUUCAAAGAUUUUUAGUUCACAGCACAUUUAAAAGAAAAGAUCAGAUUUUCUGGUCAAAGGUCCUGCAUGUUGCUUAUGGGGAGGGGAAAAAAAUAAGCUAUUUGUUGUAGUAGUGCAGGUUUUGUCAUUUUGUGCAUUCAGGGCUUUGGGCAGGAACCAAACCAGCUCUGGAGACGAGGCACUUCCUCAGUGCAGGGUUGGCUAAGCAGCUGGGACUCUCUACAGUAAAUGGGCCAGAAGCCAAAUGCAAUUAUUCAAUACAACAGGGGUAACUGGGAAAAAAAACUAGGGAGUGUGUGUGAGGAAGGUACGAUGAAAGCGAGAGAAAGCUGAACGACGCUAAUGGCUUUGCUUUGAGGAUCAGGUUUUAGAAACGCAUCUUCACUUUGUGUCCUCGCAUGUUUCAGAAGAAAACACAAAGGAACCAAGUUAAUCUCGCAUCGGCAACAUGUCUCUUUCCUGUUUUUUUUUUUUUCCGUUUACAUGGAAUUGGGACUGAUGUUCUUGAUAAAUUCUCUCGGGGUUGUACCUCUCGUGGUCAUUUGCACUCAGUAUAUUUUUUAAUAACCUAGCUACAAAAGGCUUCACUAUUCUAAUAGAGUGUUUGCCAGCCAAUCUAAGCCCCUGUUGUGGUGGUGUGUUGUUGAGACGCAUUCCCUAAGGAUGAGCAAGUGACUCCAUGUUUUUCCUCACGCAGACUGAAAAAAUAACCCGCGCUGGAAAUGUAGACGAUGAGCUAAUCAGUUUUGGUUUCUACUGUAUAUUGGAUGAAAAAUUAAUUUUGAGCAUCUUGCUUUGAAAUCGCGAAUGGUCAUGGUUGCUGCAAAACAGCUAAAUUUGAUACCAUCCUGCUGGUUUGGUCAAAGAGAUCCCAAGGAAGAGUGAACCAAUGAAGACUGACAGUAUGAAAGACUCUCACAAUGAAGCAGAAGAAGGGCUCGAGGAGCCCUUAGUGAAGCAAGUGGAACCAUCCAAAACAGCAGAAGAGCUGAAUGGGACUUUAAAGAGCACAGAACUUGACAAAACUCAGCAGGACCUUGAUGUCCAGAAGUCAUCCACCCCGUCACAUGCCAUGGAGAAUGGACUUUCGGAUACUGAUCCUCCUCACGGCUCCACAGUGGGCAGUAAUGGAUAUAUUCUCAGUAAGGCCCAGGACAACUCACCGGCUACCCAACACAGGACUAACUGGUCCCCUAAGGGAUCUUCGGCCGUAGGGUACGCAACUAAAACACUCUCACUUUCAGCUACAUCCCAAACCCUGGGCCAGGAAGCUUUAAGGACUAACACAAGCACAGGGCCCAGUCUGUCAGAGGGGCCCGUGGAAAACGAGACUAAAAAUGGCACUGCUGCUAACACGACUCCACGUGUCACAGUACACAGAGCACGCAAGACCAUGUCCAGGCCAGCAUCGAAUCACGCACUAAAGGUUUUAAACAGGGAAAUAAAAGAGCCAAGCGUGGUGAAAGGUGAGACCGUGGACAGAUCAGAAGCUCAAGCUUCUGUGCAGGCUCCUCCCACUCAGAACCAGCUACCUCAGAAGCAAACCGAUGCCACACCAGCACCAAUCGCCACCCCAGCCAAGCCACAUACAGCGUCUGUGUUGAGGAAGAAGAAGCGAAAGAUGGGAACUUACAGCCUUGUUCCCAAGAAGAAGACCAAAGUGCUAAAGCAGCGCACUGUGCUGGAGAUGUUCCAGCGUGUGCCCCAGUCUCCACCCACUCUGCAGCCAAAAGAGGCCAUACAGGUGAACGGGGAUCGAGCGGAAAACGAGUCUGACGAAUCGGAGUCUGAUGAUGAUUCUGAAGAUGAAGAAGAGAUGGCUGGAAAAGAAAUGACUGAAGCAUGUCAGGAGGACAGCAGAUUGGCUUCAAUCCCUCAGCUUGGAGAAGAGCAUGAGUCUGAAGAGACCGCUGAAGAGGAAGGGGAAGAAGAGCAAGAUGAGUCAGACUUGAGUUCUGAGUCCAGCUUAAAGAAGAAGAUGAAAAAGAAGGCCAAAGCAGACAGCCCUUGGCUCCGGCCUGCCAGAAAACGUAAAAAGAAGCUGAAGACAAAGUCCAUGGAAAUUUCAGGUAUGAAUGCCCAGACUCAGUUAGAGAUUCCAGACCAGACUCCUACCCCUGUCCCUGCCACUGCUGACCCGGACAAAGAGUACACCGAGGUUCCAUUAGAGUCACUUAACCUGGAAGCCCAGGAUGCCUGGCUGAACACUGAAAGCACGGAAGCCUCUAGCACCACACAGAGUUCAGCGAUCGACAUGGUGCAGGAGCUUCCGCUUUGCAGCUGCCGCAUCGAGACCCCCAAGAGCCGCGAGAUCCUCACUCUAGCUGACAGGAAGUGCAUGGCAACCGAGAGUGUGGAUGGACAGCUGAGUCGGUGUCAAAGCGCGGUUCUGAAGCACGAGAUGAUGAGGCCGUCGAACUCCGUGCAGCUGCUGGUGCUGUGUGAGGAGCACCGCACAGGAAUGAUCAAACAUCAGUGCUGCCCUGGCUGUGGCUUCUUCUGUAGGGCGGGAACCUUUCUGGAGUGCCAGCCAGAAGUGAACAUCACUCACCGCUUUCAUCGGCACUGCGCGUCAGUACUGAAAGGUCAGAGCUUCUGUCCACACUGCGGCGAGGAAGUCAGCAAGGCUAAAGAAGUCACCAUUGCCAAAGCAGACACCACGUCUACAGUGCCCCGGAGCCAGAGCCCCGGCACCGUACCCACUUCAGAGGGCAAGGCUGACACCACCACAGGAGGGGCACAUCGUCUCUCAAUAUCAGGAGAAGGGAGAGCAGACAGCACUUUAUCCAGACCUUCUGAGACUGAAAAUGGAUCACUUGCCGAGGAAGCCAGCAGGCCAGAGCAAGUGGGUGCAGGAACAGUGGCUGGACCCCUGGUAGCACCUCCUAAGGAGACUCUGGAAACCAUUUUAUUGGCACUGGAUGCAGAGAAGCCAAAGAAGCUUCGCUUUCACCCAAAACAGCUUUAUAUCUCUGCUAAGCAGGGGGAGCUGCAGAAAGUCUUAAUGAUGCUUGUGGAGGGAAUUGACCCAAACUUCAAGAUGGACAGCCAGAGCAAACGUACGCCUCUCCAUGUAGCAGCUGAGGCUGGACACCAGGAGGUCUGCCAUAUGUUGAUCCAGGCUGGUGCAAACCUGGACAUAUGUGAUGAGGACCAACGGACUCCUUUGAUGGAGGCCUGUGAAAACAAUCAGCUGGAUACAGUCCGCUACCUGCUAAGAGCUGGAGCCAUCGUUUCCAACAAGGAUGCGGAGGGGUCCACGUGUCUCCACCUUGCUGCUAAAGCCGGCCAUUUUAAUAUCGUAAAACACUUGCUGUUUACAGGCAUUAUCGACAUUAACUGUCAGGAUGACGGGGGCUGGACAGCAAUGAUUUGGGCGACGGAGUACAAACACGUCGAACUGGUCAAGCUGCUGUUAUCUAAAAGUGCCGAUCCCAACAUCAGAGAUAAGGAGGAGAAUAUCUGUUUGCACUGGGCAGCGUUCUCUGGCUGUGUAGAGAUAGCUGAUGUCCUUCUGAAUGCCAAGUGUGAUCUUAACACCGUUAACGUGCACGGAGACUCACCUUUGCACAUCGCAUCGCGAGAAAACCGAUUGGAUUGUGUCACGCUGUUUCUGUUACGGGGGGCUGACGUAAACCUCAAGAACAGGGAAGGAGACUCGCCACUAGAAUGCUGCAGCCAGAACUCGAAGGUGUGGAGCGCUCUGCAUGCCAACAAGAGACAGAAGGAGGCGAGCAGUGAAGGACGCACCUCUGGAGAGAAGCUCCUCAACAGGGACAUAUCUCGAGGUUAUGAGAAAGUACCUGUGCCCUGUGUGAACGCUGUGGACAGUGAACCCUGCCCAAAUGACUACAAAUACGUGCCCGAUAGCUGCGUCACCUCCCCCAUGAACAUAGACAAAAACAUCACUCACUUACAGUAUUGCGUCUGUAAAGACGACUGCUCCUCGGCCAGCUGCAUGUGCGGUCAGCUCAGCCUGCGCUGCUGGUAUGACAAGGAAAGCCGUCUGCUGCCAGAGUUCUGCUCCGAAGAGCCGCCGUUCAUUUUCGAGUGCAACCAUGCCUGUUCCUGCUGGAGAAACUGCAAGAACCGGGUUGUCCAAAACGGACUAAGGAUUCGACUGCAGCUGUUCAGGACUCAAAAAAUGGGCUGGGGUGUUCGGACGUUACAGGACAUCCCUCAAGGAACCUUCGUCUGCGAGUACGUCGGGGAAAUCAUCUCAGACGCAGAAGCAGAUGUCAGGGAGAUUGAUUCCUACCUGUUCAGCCUCGACAGCAAGGUUGGCGAUAUGUAUUGUAUAGACGCCCGUUUCUAUGGCAACAUCAGCCGCUUCAUAAACCACCACUGCGAGCCGAACCUGUUCCCCUGCCGAGUGUUCACCUCCCACCAGGACCUGCGUUUCCCGCACAUCGCGUUCUUCGCCAGCAAGAACAUCAGUGCCGGAGACGAGCUAGGGUUUGAUUACGGUGAUCAUUUCUGGGACGUUAAGGGCAAACUGUUCAGCUGCCAGUGCGGCUCAUCUCGGUGUAAACACUCGGCGGCGGCGAUCGCUCAGCGUCAGCCGGACAGCACGCCAGGAGAACAGCAGGCCACCACCCUCCCAGAUACCAGCUCUUCUACUACACCAUCCAGCCCCACCUGAGCCUCGUCCUGCUCUUUUCCUCCAUCUACCAGCCAUCACCAGCGAGCACACACCUAAUCAGGGGAAUCCUAGCAAAAAGGCUGCCUGGACCACCGGCCUUUUUGGCUACAGCGCUCUUGGUUGAACUCGUUGUUGGACUGCAGAUGAGGAGUUAUGCACAUGUACAGAUAUCUCAUGUUCGCGGAGGAUAGAAUCUGACUACGGUGCCUCUAGCGUGUUGGCUCUCAGAAAACCGAGGACGACCUCAAGCCCCUGCAGGACUAUGCAUCAAUCGGUGUCCUUUUAAAGAAAACGCCGAAGAUGAUGUUUUAAUGUUUCCAACAUCCACGCACAAUAUAAAAGCCGCGACGCGUAUACUUUUUCUCGGCCACAGAUUCUCACACGCGAGAUGCACUCGCACACCUUCGUUUCUCAAGGACUUCUUUGUUCGGCAAGAACUGUAUCGUGAAGCUUUCGAAAUGAGAUUGUUGAUGAUCGGAAUUUUUUUUUCUUUUAAUUUUCCCCAAAUAUUUGUAUUUUCAGAUAAAAAGAAAAGAUCUGGAUGUAUGAGAAACAUACAAAUUUUUUUAUUAAUUUUUAAACGUUUCCAGAUAUUACGAGCAUCUGUUUGUGUGGAUAAAUUCUCAUCGGUGCUGGACGUUAUUUAUUUGCCAGUGUUUGUCGAUCAAUUCCCAUCUGACAGGACGUUUUCUCAUAAUCCUGCUCCGACCAUUAAAGGGACCGUGAGCCUCAGAGACAAACUGCCCACUUCGAGCUCCUGGCUCCUGCAUGUUACUGAUUAAAUCAGGAAAAAAAAAAAGCUUCUUACACUGUUUCAUUGCUGUGAAACUGUAAACCGCUCACGAGAAGACUGAUCGUCUCGCUUUAUGACCCUUCAGGAGCGGACGAACUCAUCUCAACAGCGAUGGUCUUUAAUUCGUGAUCAUGUCCAAAACUUUUGCCAUUUAAGGCCAUAUGUAGUCGAAUAGGAAUUUCGGUUAGGGAAUUUGUGGUUAUUCAAUACUGCAAAUGGUGCUGAACAAAAAGAUUUUGUUUGUUUUUAUUUUUUUAUAGCUCAAUGUGCGAAUACACAUUCUGAAAUAAGAUUAACCAUUUUUUUUCCUGUUCAUUUUUUUUUUUAAUACAUUUACCUCCAGUUUUCUUACUGUAGAUGACAUUGUUGGCAUGUACCCAUUUUGUUAAAUUUAAUGAUUUCUUGUUGAUGGUGAAGCUAUGUUUGUUUUUGUUUUUAAAUGUUAAUAGUAUAGUCACAAUUAUUGUGCCCAUUCUGCCAUGUAGAUCCAAAUCACUGCAAAAUGGUAAGAAAAAAAAUGCUACAUUUUUUCUCAUUAGAGACACAGUUGUGGUUGUAAAUAUUUUUUUCUCCAAUAAAUUUACUUCUAAUAAAAGAA